GCAGGCGGGAGUGGUGACGGUAUUUGCAGCGGGCAACAGCGGGGCCCCUCGAGGCAAGCCCUCGUCAUACCGCACUAUCCGCAACUUCUCGCCGUGGUACCUCACCGUCGGAGCCAGGCAAGCCCUCGUCAUACCGCUCUCUCUCCAACUUCUCGCCGUGGUACCUCACCGUCGGAGCCAGUAUCGAUACUUCUCCCAUCCGCCGCCCGUGUAUCUUUCUUCCAUCUUCCAACCCCACCAUCUGCACCAUCCCCUCCCUUCUCCUCUUCCCCGCUCCCCCGUCCUCUCCCUUUACGCCCCCCUUCUUAACCCCCCUCCUUACCCCUCUCCCCCACUCCCCCACCCUCCCACUCCCCACUCCUCCCUCUCUCUUCCAUACACCCCCUUGUGCACGCUGCAGCUCCAUCAGUCGAGUGUCAGCCAUAGACGGCAGUGCCACAGUGUUCUCAACACCCAUGAUACCACCACUGCCACAGCCAUGAACGACCCCGCUGCUGCUGCUGCCACCGCUCACCCGCCCACACUUGCCACGCGAGCUUUUGCUGCUGCUGCUGCUGGCAAUGGUGCUGCUGUUGUGCACGCGGUUAUGGCAGAGCAUGCGAAUGCCACCUCGACCGUCAACAGUGGUGCUGUGCCAUCCCUCACGCGUGUCACCCCGUUCGAACUCCCUGGAUCGCCAGCAGAGGCGCCCGUCAUCUCCCCCACCUCCUCCUGCGGCCCCCUCGUGCCCCUCACCUCCGCGCCCACGGCCCCCAAGCCCACUAACGACAUACUCAAGCCCGACAUCAUCGCACCAGGCGUGCAGCUGUGGGCCGCAUUCCCCCCACCGGAUCACUCCAUGACCCCCUCCUCGGGUUACUUCGCGCUGCUGUCCGGGACGUCCAUGGCGACGCCGCAUGUGGCGGGCGUUGCAGCGCUCAUCGUGCAGCAGCGGCCUGAUUGGUCCCCGGCGCAGGUUAUGUCUGCGAUUAUGACCACCGCGGCGGUUACCAGUAACCGCGGGCUGGCGAUAAGGAAUGACUACGGGAACGAUGCGAGUCCGUGGGAGAUGGGAGCUGGGCAUGUGCGUCCUGAGAGGAUUAUGGACCCUGGACUUACGUUUGAUGCGAAUGCGAGCGAUUAUGUGAAUUUCCUUGCGGGGCAGAGUUAUGCCCGGGCCAAGAAGCAGUUUCAGGGCACGGUUUUGCGGAAGAUUCGCGCGUGCGAUCUCAACCGUCCGGUGGUUUCCGUGUCGCGGUUGGUGGCGAGGAUGCGCGUGAAGACGGUGCAGGUGCUGUGGCACGGGCGCGAGCCCGUGCUGUCCGCGGACUUCCACCCGUCGGGCGUGCUCGCGACUGGCGGCGCGGAUAAGGAGAUUAAGCUGUGGCGAGUGGCGUCGGACGCGGCGGGCGAGGCGACAGUGGAGUUUGUGGCGGCACUGGCGCACCACAACUACGCCGUCAACGCCCUGCGCUUCUCCCCCUCCGGAGACGUUCUUGCGUCAGGAGCAGACGGGGGGGAGAUAGUGCUGUGGAGGCAGGUACAGACGCCCAAUGGUGCCAUUUGGAAGGUCUUCCGAGCUCUCAGUCGCCACGAGAGGGACGUGUUGGACCUCUCGUGGUCGCCGGACGGGCUGUUGCUAGCAUCGGGCUCAGUGGAUAACUCGGCCAUCGUCUGGAACCUCGCCCGAGGUCAAUCCUCUCCUUCCCCCUCCCUCCUCCUCCCACUUUCUUACACAUCAACCCUCCUCAUCACGCCUUCCCAGUCCUCUGUAGAGCCUGCCCUCAACCUCUUAAUCCCUCAUCCCCUCUACACCCCAAAUUCUCAACCCCUCAUUUUCUUAUCCCCUCACCCCCCGCUCCCCCUCGUGUGUCCAUCAGGGGUGCCAGAGGCGUUUCUCAAGGACCACGUGCACUAUGUGCAGGGCGUGGCCUGGGACCCACUCUCCCGCUUCCUCGUCACCUGCAGCGGCGACCGCACCUGCCGCGUCUACUCCCUCCCCUCGCCCCCUCCCACCACCGCCGCCGCUGCUGCUGGUGGUGGGGGUGGGGGUGUUGGGGUUGCGGCAGGAGCAGGGGGAGGCGGUGCGAAGGGAGGUGGAGGGGGCGGGAAGCAGCAGAAGGCAGCGGGUGUGGUGCGGUGUGUGCAUGUGAUUCAAAAACGGGACGUUCCCGCUGCUGCUGCUGCUGCGAUUGCUGUUGCAGGGGGGGAGGAUGGGGUUGCGGGGGAGGCAAACGGUGGGGGAAGAGGAGGGGGAGGGGGAGGCGAAGCAGAGGGUGGGAAAGAGAGAGGGGCGGACGCAGUGGGUGCAGCUGUCGAGGCAGAAAGGAGAGGGGGGGGAGGAGAGGCAACGGAGGUGGAGAAUGGGACAAAGGCAGAAGGCCCUAGCAAGGCAGUGCGGGUGCAUCUGUUCCACGAUGAGAACAUGCCCUCUUUCUUCCGCCGCCUCGCCUGGUCGCCCGAUGGUGCCAUGCUCGUCAUCCCUGCCGGUCCGCCUCCUCUCGCUCCCUCCUCCCCUUGCCACUCCGCGCCCCCCAUUGCCUCUCCUUGUCUGUCCUGGGUAUGGAAGGCGUCGCCGUGCGCCCCGCCCACCAACACGUGCUACGUCUUCUCUCGAUCCGACCUCACCAAGCCCGUCAUGCACCUCCCCUCGCUCAACAAGCCGCUAGUGGCAGUGCGCUUCUGCCCCCUCUUCUUCCACCCCUCCCCGCCCGCCCACUCGCCUGCACUCGCCCUGCCUCCACAUGUUCCUGAUGCCGCACCACCCACUGCUGCUGCUGCUGCUGCUGCUGCUGGGGACAAAGAGGAUGCGCAACAAGACCGGCACCAGCAGCAGCAGAACACACCACCGUCCCCCGCCUCCUCCUCCUCCGCCUCCCCCUCGCCUCUACCCGUGUCACUGCCAUACCGCAUGGUGUAUGCUGUGGCGUCCACCAACUCAGUGUGUCUCUACGACACUGCCACGCCGCGCCCCCUCGCCCUGCUCGGAGGCCUGCAUUAUGCUGCCAUCACGGACCUCGCAUGGGCACCGGACGGGCGGUGUCUGGUGGUGGCGUCACAGGACGGCUACUGCACCGUCGUCACCUUCACUGGCACCGACCUCGGCACCCCCAUGCUGCCCCCGGGACGAGCUCUAUUAUGUCCCAGGGGGGGCAUGUGUGCUCUCGUGACUAUUGACGCGCUGUGUGCUCUCGUGACUAUUGACGCGCUGUGUGCUCUCGUGACUAUUGACGCGCUGUGUGCUCCGCUCACGCAAGUGCAUGCCGCUGUGCCUCGCUCACUGCUGUUACAGUGGUCAAUUCCCUCUGUGCUUUCAUUCCACCUCCCUCGUUCUGUCCCUUUGUGCCGCCUCCCCUUGCGCCACCUCCCCGUGUGGUCACCAUCCCUCCCACCACCCAUCCCUCCCGCCACUCCUGUGAGCAGACCUACCAGCCCACCUGCUGCCACUGCUGCUGCUGCUGCUGCUGCUGCUGCUGCUGCUGCUGCUGCUGCUGCUGCUGCUGCUGCUGCUGCUGCUGCUGCUGCUGCUGCUGCUGCUGCUGCUGCUGCUGCUGCUCCCGCCCCUGCUGCUGCUGCCCCUGCAAUUGCUGCUGCUGCCGCUGCCACACCUGCCGUUGAUGCUGCUGUGGGCAAGGGUGAUGCUGCUGUUGCCGGUGAGAAUGCAGCUGCUGCAGUGGGGAACAGUGCAGCUGCUACAGGGGAGGGUGAUGCUGGUGAUGCUGGUGAUGCUGGUGAUGCUGGUGUGGCAAGGGAGCGUGAUGCACGUGCAUGCGCACCAGACUUGGGAGGCACCAAGGCUAAUGCAGACAAUCUGGAAGCCGAUGGUAAGCAGAGCGCUCAUACUGAGUCUGCAAAUAUGGAAGCUGGCAGGCAGGCUGGAGAGAACGGAAGUGUGGCACAGGUAUGGGUUGCUGGUGCAGCAGAAGUAGGGACGGGGGAGCUGCUACAGCAGCAGCAGCAGCAAGUGGAAGAGAGCGAGGAGGCAGCAGAGAGAGGUGGGUCACAGCAGCAGGGUGUGAAGAGGCCACGAGAGGAUGACAGUGGGGAGGAAACAAGGAAGGCAGUGGAAGGCCAGGCAGAUGAAGGUUGA
Molecule: messenger RNA, 4069 nt
Organism: Closterium sp. Naga37s-1
Lineage: Eukaryota; Viridiplantae; Streptophyta; Zygnematophyceae; Desmidiales; Closteriaceae
Source: the annotation of a GenBank genome assembly